Prunus armeniaca (apricot) is the source of this 684-nucleotide messenger RNA. The record is from the annotation of a GenBank genome assembly. NCBI's taxonomy places the organism in Eukaryota, Viridiplantae, Streptophyta, Magnoliopsida, Rosales, Rosaceae.
AUGGAACUUAAAUUGGAGGAGUUGAUCAAGAAGAACCCAUCAACAAUCACUUCGGUUGAUCUUUGCCGGUCGAGUAGCCGCCUUUUCGUCAAGCAUCCUGGAGUGUUUCAGAAUUUCUCAUCGGCAACGUUGAAAUGCCAACAAGGUUUCAGAACCAACCAUGAAUUGUUGUCUCUCACAAUAGGGCAGAGGAUUGCUUUUAGCAGGCAGCCAUGUAGGAAUAAGAUUGUGUGCAAUAGUUCUCCAUUACCUGGAGUUCCAGGCCCUUCACACUCCUGGAAAGGAUGGAUGAUAGGGAUAGUAUUAUCAGUAAUUAUACCCUUUUGGAGGAACAAAUGGGCGCCCUUGCUAGCAAUGAAAAAGGAGGUGGACAUGAUUGUAGACACAGUUGAGGCAGUGGUGGAGGUGGUAGAGCAGGUAGCUGAGAAAGUGGAGGAAGUGGCAGACGAUAUAGGCGAUCAUCUUCCUGAUGGAAAGCUUAAGGAUGCACUUGAAGCAGUUGAAAGCAUAGCCAAAGAAACAGCCAAAGAUGCCCACCUUGCAGACCAGCUAAUUGAGAAGGCUGAAGAAGUGGAAGAUCGGGUAGAAGACUUCUUUGAGUCAGCCGUGGAUCAAGCAGGGAAUGUGAUCACCAAAGAUGUUGGUGAUGAACAAAAUGUACAAGUAGAAAAGAAAAUCCAGUGA